This is a messenger RNA of Haliotis rufescens (red abalone), 2019 nucleotides long. RefSeq names its product extensin-3-like. NCBI's taxonomy places the organism in Eukaryota, Metazoa, Mollusca, Gastropoda, Lepetellida, Haliotidae. Gene Ontology annotation, molecular function: RNA binding. Gene Ontology annotation, cellular component: RES complex; U2-type spliceosomal complex. The coding region runs from base 1 to 2019 and encodes 672 amino acids. The transcript has 2 exons. The record is from RefSeq and is a predicted model, not a curated record. Gene Ontology annotation, biological process: mRNA splicing, via spliceosome.
AUGGUGGUUAUCGGGGAGAAGCUUGAUCUCAGUCCACGGUGUUCAGCUCAUUCUGUUUCCCAGCUUGAUCUCAGUCCACCGUGUUCAGCUCAUUCUGUUUCCCAGCUUGAUCUCAGUCCACCGUGUUCAGCUCACUCUUCUUCCCAGCUUGAUCUUAGUCCACCGUGUUCAGCUCAUUCUCUCUUCCAGCUUGAUCUCAGUCCACCGUGUCCAGCUCAUUCUGUUUCCCAGCUUGAUCUCAGUCCACCGUGUUCAGCUCAUUCUUCUUCCCAGCUUGAUCUUAGUCCACCGUGUUCAGCUCAUUCUGUCGCUCAUCUUGAUCUCAGUCCACCGUAUUCAGCUCAUUCUCUCUUCCAGCUUGAUCUCAGUCCACCGUGUCCAGCUGAUUCUGUCUCCCAGCUUGAUCUCAGUCCACCGUGUCCAGCUCAUUAUGUCCUCCAGCUUGAUCUCAGUCCACCGUGUCCAGCUGAUUCUGUCUCCCAGCUUGAUCUCAGUCCACCGUGUCCAGCUGAUUCUGUUUCCCAGCUUGAUCUCAGUCCACCGUGUCCAGCUCAUUCUGUCUCCCAGCUUGAUCUCAGUCCACCGUGUUCAGCUCAUUCUCUCUUCCAGCUUGAUCUCAGUCCACCGUGUCCAGCUCAUUCUGUUUCCCAGCUUGAUCUCAGUCCACCGUGUUCAGCUCAUUCUUCUUCCCAGCUUGAUCUCAGUCCACCGUGUCCAGCUGAUUCUGUCGCUCAUCUUGAUCUCAGUCCACCGUAUUCAGCUCAUUCUCUCUUCCAGCUUGAUCUCAGUCCACCGUGUCCAGCUGAUUCUGUCUCCCAGCUUGAUCUCAGUCCACCGUGUCCAGCUCAUUAUGUCCUCCAGCUUGAUCUCAGUCCACCGUGUCCAGCUGAUUCUGUCUCCCAGCUUGAUCUCAGUCCACCGUGUCCAGCUCAUUCUGUUUUCCAGCUUGAUCUCAGUCCACCGUGUCCAGCUCAUUCUGUCUCCCAGCUUGACCUCAGUCCACCGUGUUCAGCUCAUUCUCUCUUCCAGCUUGAUCUCAGUCCACCGUGUCCAGCUCAUUCUUCUUCCCAGCUUGAUCUAAGUCCACCGUGUUCAGCUCAUUCUGUCGCUCAUCUUGAUCUCAGUCCACCGUGUUCAGCUCACUCUUCUUCCCAGCUUGAUCUCAGUCCACCGUGUCCAGCUCAUUCUGUCUCCCAGCUUGAUCUCAGUCCACCGUGUCCAGCUCAUUCUGUCUCCCAGCUUGAUCUCAGUCCACCGUGUCCAGCUCAUUCUGUCCUCCAGCUUGAUCUCAGUCCACCGUGUCCAGCUGAUUCUGUCUCCCAGCUUGAUCUCAGUCCACCGUGUCCAGCUCAUUCUGUCCUCCAGCUUGAUCUCAGUCCACCGUGUCCAGCUGAUUCUGUCUCCCAGCUUGAUCUCAGUCCUACGUGUCCAGCUGAUUCUGUCUCCCAGCUUGAUCUCAGUCCACCGUGUCCAGCUGAUUCUGUCUCCCAGCUUGAUCUCAGUCCACCGUGUCCAGCUCAUUCUGUCUCCCAGCUUGAUCUCAGUCCACCGUGUUCAGCUCAUUCUGUCUCCCAGCUUGAUCUCAGUCCACCGUGUCCAGCUGAUUCUGUCUCCCAGCUUGAUCUCAGUCCACCGUGUCCAGCUGAUUCUGUCUCCCAGCUUGAUCUCAGUCCACCGUGUCCAGCUGAUUCUGUCUCCCAGCUUGAUCUCAAUCCACCGUGUUCAGCUCAUUCUGUCUCCAAGCUUGAUCUCAGUCCACCGUGUCCAGGUGAUUCUGUCUCCCAGCUUGAUCUCAGUCCACCGUGUCCAGCUGAUUCUGUCUCCCAGCUUGAUCUCAGUCCACCGUGUCCAGCUGAUUCUGUCUCCCAGCUUGAUCUCAGUCCACCGUGUCCAGCUGAUUCUGUCUCCCAGCUUGAUCUAGGUCCACCAUAUUCAGCUCGUUCCGGUGUAGUGAGGGUAGGUGAAACCAACGAGUAUCGGUAUCGAGAGGUGGUGUUAAACCCAGCUGUACCGGUGUAG